This is a messenger RNA of Hibiscus syriacus, 1860 nucleotides long. Its product is annotated as putative protein TPRXL. The record is from RefSeq and is a predicted model, not a curated record. NCBI's taxonomy places the organism in Eukaryota, Viridiplantae, Streptophyta, Magnoliopsida, Malvales, Malvaceae. The coding region runs from base 47 to 829 and encodes 260 amino acids. The transcript has 2 exons.
CUUUCCUUCCGCACAAAUUAAUGGGAGAAGAGGACUCUCUUUUACCAUGGAACGCAGCCGCCACGAAUCUCCGAUGAACAACCCCACCCGAUCCACCUCUACCAUGGAAUUCACCGUACCUUCCCGUUUCCGCCAAACGAAAUCCCCUUCAACUGACAGAUUCCUCAGCGUUUACCCCCACGCUCCUCCAUCUGACAACCCUUCAUCCUCUUCCGCCGUCGGGGAAGAGCUCAACGAAGAUGACAUAUUCUUCUACGACAAUAAAUCCGAUGGUUCCAAUUCCUCUGGCGGCCUCCGUAAUUCUCUCCAGCCAACAUCAUCUCUGUCCUCCUCCCUUCUUAACCAUAAAUCCUUUCCUCUCUCCGAGAACUUUGGAAUCCUAGCCGCCAUACGGGACUCGUCCCGCCCGAGCUCCCACUUCUUUCAAAAACCCUCAAUUUCUUCGUCACCGUCGUCUUCCUUCGCUGCCGCUUCAGCAACUUCAUCCGCUUCUCGUUUAAUCCCUUCGAUUCCGAAACCGCCACAAGAGCGAGUCCCGAUCGGCGCGUCCCCCUCUUCUUCUUUAGGAAUUUAUCAUCAAUCGGCGCCGGUAAACGUGCCUAUUCUGGCGAAAACGAUGAGAAAAAACAGGGAGUUCGAGGAUGAUUUGGAGUUGGACGUGGAGGAAGAAGGGGAAAUGUUGCCGCCGCAUGAGAUUGUAGCCAGGAGCUUAGCGCAGUCCCCUAUGUUGGCUUGUUCGGUGCUGGAAGGCGUGGGAAGAACCCUAAAAGGAAGGGAUCUUAGGAAAGUAAGGAAUGCUAUUUGGAGACAAACUGGGUUUCUUGAUUAAUUGUGGAAGAUUACGCCGAGUUGGUUGUUGAGUGGUUGUUCUGCGGAGUUUCCGGUUGAAUGCAUUGAGGUACUUCUGAAGAAUGCUCGAAUUUUGGCAUUCCUUGUUGGCUUGAUAGCUUGGCUUGAUUAUUCAUAUGGUGCUAGUGUGCAUGGUUCUGCAUUUCUCAGUUGGCUUGUUGUUCAAGUGCUUAUUCGGAGUUCGAUAGUUAAAUGAUGGUCUUUUUCGAGUAGGUGCUAACUGAAACAGAGUAAGAACCCAUGUCUUAUUACUGUCUAACAAGGCAAAAUAAUAUUGUUGGUGGAUUGAACUCCUUGCUGAAACUGAUACAUGUGUCUCUGAGAACAUGUCUGAAUUGAACUCCUUAGGUCAUAACCUCGGCAGCGAAACUUGAGAAAGAAUCGAUGAUCUACAGAAGCUUUUCGGAAUUUAGAGGAUUGGAUCAUAUUUUAGUUAUGCUCCGCCAGAACUUUGCUGAUGUAGGUACCAGUGUGUCUGAGACCUGUUAUAGAUGUUAAUUGUUAGGCACUAAUGGCAGCGAACUCGAUCUAUGGGAACUUCUGAAAUUUAGAGGAUGGAAUCUCUUAUAUCUGAAGCUUUUCCGUAGUUCUUAGAAUUCUCAUUCUUGUAGUUCCCUUAUAAAGCAAGGUUCUUUUAGGUAAAUUAUCCUGAGUCUUGUGAAUUCACGAUUUUUUUGAAGAAAAUUAGUGGUAAAUAGCAAACUAGUACCAGAAAUAAACCCUGUUGAAGUUAAAAUAAGUUGCACAAAGGGGAUUAAUAGUAAUAAACUUAAACAUCAUUUUCGUUGGUGGGAUGGGAUGCGAUGCGCCUCUGAAAGAUUGUUCACUUGAAUUUCUGAAGUUGUGUGCUGCCCUACAACUCAACUAUAGAACUUUCAUGCAGAAGUAUUUCAUCUGGUAAUGUAGAUGAUGAAGCUGUUGUUGUGAACAAUUCCAUGAUUUAUCGAGGCCUGGGUUUUGCUUUAAACUUGUUUUAUGAACAGAUCAAUAAUGGCUUGUUGUUAUGGUUGU